UGAGUAGCUGUCGGAUCUACUCUUACCUUUACUUUCAAGGUGGGGAGAUAGCUGGAUCUUCCCUCCUUACAUCAGCGUUGACACCUAGGAAGGGGUUCAAUCCGCGCUUUAUGAAACCUUUAAAACUGUUUCCCGUGUAGAAGACGCGUAAAACCUUGUUCCCCAAAGAACAUAUCUCUGGACUGUACAGACAAGAAAUUCACCUGGAUUAUAAAGAAUCUGAGGGAUGGAUCCUCUGUUUGGAUUGCCAGCUAUGAAGGACACGAAGGCCAUGGACGCUGCACGAGCAAGGAACAAGUCAUACGAGCGCCACCUGGUGAGGACAAUUAAUACCCUCGACUCGGAGUUGAAGACCAAGUCCUGUAAACUCCAGCACACUGUGAGUGACCUACAACAGUUCAUGUCGAACAUUAAUCCCAGAUCUGCUAAAACCAUCAUCUACCCCCGUGGUUUGUCAGACGAGCAGAAACACAACUACAGAGUAUUACGACGAGGAAGCAUUCCGAGUAUGAGUCUGGAUGAAUUUGACAUGCGCAUGGAGGUAAAACGUGAAAAACGUGCGCAGACAAGGAGGCGACCCAAACCGGAAGUAGAGAAGGAAGUCGAGAAGAUUGUUGACGUUGAUGCGCAUUCGUUCUGCGCACCGUUUCACAAACACCGUCAGACAAUGCGGGAAGCGUAUGACAGAGCAACGUCGAAUGACGUCAGGUUUUCAGAAACUAAACAAGACAGAUCCAACAAAACCGACAGCCAUGACUUGAGGUCGAGUUCUUCUGGCGGAAUGGUGUUACACCAUGUUAGUGUCGACACCCAGAUAAGGCCAAACACCAUUUGCGUGACUACAAAACGACGUGAUGACGGUAACAACAGCCGCGACAACAACUCGACAUUGGACUCCCGUCUCCAUCAGAUGAUGCAGAGGGGGGUGAACAAUCUUGAUUCCUCGGAGGAUGAAGACUAGCAAGACCAGUUCUCUUAUAAUCAACGCCCGUGCAUCUCACAGAGCACGAACCUUGUGUGCUGAUUAGGGACCGAUCGCUCGCAUAUUAGGAACUCCUCCUCCACUCUCUGGAAUAUCAAAAUUGGCGACCCCUAACGUCAAGUCAGUUUGUAUGUCAACGUCUUUAUGGUUUACUGUAUCAUCAAAUGCUACAACGUUAUGUAUGGCUUACAUACACAUGAAGAAAUCAACACAGUGAUUGCAAACAGUUUUGGAAGACAGUGAAAAGGGCCAUACAGAGACGUCCACUGAGAAGUUAUAUAUCUCCAAGUGACUGGCUGAUUUACUUCAGAUAUCUUCUUAAUCACUUACAAGGAACUGAUAAUAAUGAGUUUGAUUGUGUUGUGGAGGAGUUUCUGCUCUUAGUUGAUUUGCUUGUUCUUCGUUACCGAGAUGUUGCUAAAAGUGGGUAAAACCAUAGUAUACUCAUUCACUCACUACUGAGUUACAGCCUUGAUUUGUUCGAUUUUCACGCAGACAACCCGGUUUUCAUGAUCAAUAUGGGUAUAUUGUGUGAUCCCAUUCCUUAUACGACCACACUUAUCAACCAUUCAACAAUUCUUCGCUUUUAACAUAGCCACGACUAUUGAAGAUUCAAAGUUUCAAGCAAUGCUCUAUAAGGUGGUGACAAAUCAGUAGAUAGGUAGGCUACAUUUGGGCUGAUAUUUUAUUCCCUAUUUGUGUCUCGCUGUUAGCGGUUCAGUGAACGUUGAUUGUGUUGCAGACUUACAUCUACGACACGAGAUGAUUAACACGACGAUUCAAGAGCUCAGAGUUACGAUGACACAUUCACCGAACUACACGUAAAUGGUGUGUUCAUCUGGGGCUGUCGACCAUCCCAGGUGGCCAUCAACAAAACAUUAGGAAUGACUAGCCGAUGAAUUGUUUGUGUUUCUCGUGCCGAUAUUUGUGCAUUUUAUGUUUUAAAUCAUCUUGAUGCAAUAGACACGAUUGUCCUAGUAUUAUGAGCGCUUGGGAAACUGCACGGCACCAAUUUGUCACCGUUAGAGUAACUUAAUGCAUAUUUUAAGAGCGCUUCUUUUUACUGGCA
Messenger RNA from Haliotis rufescens (red abalone), 2051 nucleotides. RefSeq lists its product as uncharacterized. The record is from RefSeq and is a predicted model, not a curated record. The transcript is spliced from 2 exons. Bases 227 to 961 code for a protein of 244 amino acids. NCBI's taxonomy places the organism in Eukaryota, Metazoa, Mollusca, Gastropoda, Lepetellida, Haliotidae.